CUACUUUUUAUCAAGUAAAUCGCGCACAUAAUUAAGUCCGUGGGAACGGAUGUGACUACACGGUGAAAAAAUUUCGUUCCCACAUUUCUUUUUUACUUUUACCGUAUCAUCCUUCGUGCGAGGUUUCCUGUAACAGGUAGUUUAUAAUGGAAGGAGGUGGAGUACUUACAGCAGAACGCAGUCCUGCACGUGCGAAUUUGCAUGUAGCUUUCAGUGAAAAAGGAGAGGUAAAGGAGCGCAGAGAAAAAUUUUUAACAGCUAAGUAUGGAUCUCAUCAGAUGUCUCUUAUUCGUAAAAGACUUGCGGUUGAAAUGUGGCUAUUUGAUGAGCUAGAAAAAUUAUAUGAAUCAGUUAACGAAAGCGGCAAAAAUCGGGAAGUUGAAAUAGAUAUAGAUGAACUUCUUGAUAUGGACAGUGAUGAUCAUAGACGUAGAUUUUUACAAGAGUUGCUAGUUGAUACAAAGAAACCACCACAUGAUAUAAACAAAUUCAUUAACGAUUUACUCGAAAAAGCUAAAACACUUUGAAGAACUUCCGUGUUCUUCUUAACACUUACGUGUUUGCAAGGACUUUUUUGAAGCAUUAACAAAUUUGCUCAGAUUUUGGAACGAGUCAAAGACAUAUUCAAGCCUUAAUGAAUCGCGUACAAACGCGACUCAAAUGCCAAUUUAUCAUUAUACUUGGAUCGAACACAACGGGGAAAAGAAAAUGAAAAGAACAAAAAGAAAAAAAAAUUCAUCAAAUGACUCUGCACAUUUUUAUUCUAGCGUAUAUUAUUUCAUAUUGAAAUCGUAAGCAUUAGUGUCUGACUUAUCUCAGUACAACGGCUAACUUUGUUAGUUAUUUAUGUGCGCAUCGCAUAUCAAGUAAUAAACCUCACAGUACACGGAACUGCCUUGCUGUACGAUCCAUCCAGUGUGAUCUAUAGUAGAAAACAUUUGUUCUUCUACACUCUAGUUUUGUAUGCAUUCUAAACUUCAUUGUUCGUAGUAACAUUUAUGUUAUUAAGGAUGAUUAACUAACAAAGAUACUUCCAAAACGUUGUAAUUAUAUCAAAUAAUUUGUAUGCAUAUCCUAUGUUCACUGAAUUGUCUCGACUGUGGAUACGAUUGGGUUUGAAAUGAUCGAUAAUUCUUAUGUUGUAGUUUAACGAAUUAAUACAAAACUUUUUCUAUUUAUUUUAGGAGAUACUUUAAGAGAGUAGAUAUGCAAAAUUUUGCAUCGAAUGCUUGUACGAAUUUAAAAAGGAAACAAAAAGAAAAAAAAGAAAAAAAAAAGAUGAAAUCUGUUUGAUAAUAUAAUAAAAGCGUGUAUGUUUCAGAUGAUAUUAUUACUGGCACAGUAAUAAUUAAAACGUGGAAAUGACACCUAUUGUUGCUCCAGUACCGAAUCAGUAUUGAAAAUUAUUGCGAAACAAAUUAAAGUCUGCCGUAAGUUUCUUGUUCUUGGUUCUUUUGAAUAAUUGUUGUUUAAAAUCAUUCAAAGUUCUUGUUAAUGAAGAGAGAGAAAGAGAGAGAGAGGGAAAAAAACAUAAGAAAAAGUAUGAACAUUCCUAAAUUUAGAAAGAUAUUAAAUUUUUUAUAUUUUAACAACAUAUCGACGAUUUUUUAAAUUACUUUGUUAUUUAUAUAAUCAUGUUGUUAAUUUUCAAGAUUUUAAAUUACUAUUUAUAGACAUGUUGUGCUCGUUUAAGUGAUCGAUCGAUCAUUCUGUGACGAAUAUUUAAUAGAUCAAUUUGCAUGUUUAUCUUGAAAAAAAAAAAAAGAAAAAAAACAUACGGAACGAAAAUGUACAAGACUUCUGUUCUGACGGCCUCGUUCGGAUAAAAUAAUUGUAAAUGCGUAUAAUUUAUUAUGAUGUAAUUCGUGCGAAUGUAUACGUGAUUCGAAUUAACGCCUGUGUUAUGAGAAAGAGGGAGAGAAAGAAUAAGGGAAAAGAAUUCAUCGUCGCAAUAGAGCGCACGCAAUCAUAGGUGACAUUUAUACGAUUUACCAAUCAAUCAUUUAACAUACGAGCUAUUGUGUAAAAUGUAUCCAUAGUUAUUGUAAAAGAGGAAGGAAGUGAACUUAACGCGAACUUCCGGACAACCCAAAGGAUCUCUUGCACCGAUGUAUCUCGCAUUAAUUAUUUAAAACCAAAAAUGAACAAAAAAAAAGACUGCACAAGUGGAAUUUACCUUCCUCUUAGACACCACAUGUUAUAUACAUUUAUAGAUGCGUACAGGAAAUCACCGUCAAAUGGCAAAACAGGAUGAUAAAAUGGAUAUAUUAUCGAAUACGUAGUAUCAGAUGUUGAAUGAGGAACCGACGGACAAAAAUGUAUGUAAAGAAGCAAUACCCACACCAUGUGAUUACCAUAACGAUAUAUAUAUUCACGUGAAAGAAAAAGGAAAGAAAUGGGGAAGAACUUCGUGGCUAUCUCAUGUUACGAAGGAAAACGUACACACCAUUUUUGUAGUGUUGUUAAUCCCCAUUUGAAGAACAGGAAAGAAUGAUUUUAUCCAAGCAAGGCUUAGUGAAUCACGAUUAUUUUCACGAGAUAUAUUUGAGUGUGCAGAGAUUUACAGCUGCCGCUUAUCGUUUGGCAAGAGCGUGAUCUUUGUAGACUUGAUUGAGGGCAUAUAGAGAAAUGUGUUUAGAAUAUCAUCACUCACCCUCCACCCCUUUUUCAAAUAAGAAAUAAACUUCCAUACGAUUUAGGCGGAUAAUGUGUAAUUAAAGAAAGAAGAAAAAAAAGAAAAAAAAAAAAAAGGAAAGAAGUCUUCUCAACUCAAUUAUGUAAUUAUAUUUAAAACUUUAUACGACGAAAUAUAUGUGAAUGUGUAAUUAAAAUUAGAGAAGUAAAAAAAACGAAAGAAAAAGAAAAAGAACUACUAUACAAUAAACCUUGAUCUCGUAAUGAGUAGUGCAAUCGUUCGACGUGUUCGUUCAGCUCAGAUCAAGCGAAAUCAUGUGACACGUCGUGUCAUUUAACGAAUCGAUUUUUAUGUCGAACGAAUACGUCAGAAUUUAAUCAGAGUUUAUUGUAUUAGAAACGAUACAAUCAAUUGGUGCACUUGUGAUCCAGUGUGUGUGGUACAACGGUAUGCGACCUUCGAUAGAGUUAUGUUCAUCGAAUCGGAAA
Messenger RNA from Frieseomelitta varia, 3123 nucleotides. Its product is annotated as protein phosphatase 1 regulatory subunit 14B. Gene Ontology annotation, cellular component: cytoplasm. Gene Ontology annotation, biological process: regulation of phosphorylation. The record is from RefSeq and is a predicted model, not a curated record. The coding region runs from base 147 to 527 and encodes 126 amino acids. Lineage: Eukaryota; Metazoa; Arthropoda; Insecta; Hymenoptera; Apidae. The transcript has 5 exons. Gene Ontology annotation, molecular function: protein serine/threonine phosphatase inhibitor activity.